AUGGACUCCAAUUUCCUUAUUGAUUUUUUGAUGGGUGGUGUUUCCGCUGCAGUCUCCAAGACUGCAGCUGCCCCAAUUGAGAGAGUUAAGUUGUUGAUCCAAAACCAAGACGAAAUGAUCAAGCAAGGUCGUUUGGCUAAGAAAUACGACGGUAUUGCCGAGUGUUUCAGAAGAACUGCUGCUGAGGAGGGUGUGUCUUCUUUCUGGAGAGGUAACACCGCCAAUGUGGUGAGAUACUUCCCAACUCAAGCUUUGAACUUUGCUUUCAAGGACAAGUUCAAGGCUAUGUUCGGAUUCAAGAAGGAUGAGGGAUACUGGAAAUGGUUUGCCGGUAACUUGGCUUCCGGUGGUAUGGCUGGUGCCACCUCUUUGGCUUUCGUGUACUCUUUGGAUUACGCCAGAACCAGAUUGGCUAACGAUGCCAAGUCUUCCAAGGGUGACGGUGCCAGAGAAUUCAACGGUUUGUUGGAUGUCUACAAGAAGACCUUGGCUUCCGAUGGUAUUGCUGGUUUGUACAGAGGUUUCGGACCAUCUGUCAUCGGUAUCGUUGUGUACAGAGGUUUGUACUUUGGUUUGUACGAUUCCUUGAAGCCUGUUGUGUUGGUUGGUCCAUUGGAAGGUUCUUUCUUGGCUUCCUUCUUGUUGGGUUGGACUGUUACUACCGGUGCUUCCACUGCUUCUUACCCAUUGGACACUGUUAGAAGAAGAAUGAUGAUGACCUCUGGUCAAGCCGUCAAGUACGAUGGUGCUUUCGACUGUUUCAGAAAGGUUGUUGCUGCUGAAGGUGUCAAGUCCUUGUUCAAGGGUUGCGGUGCUAACAUCUUGAGAGGUGUUGCUGGUGCCGGUGUCAUCUCCAUGUACGACCAGUUGCAAGUCAUCUUGUUCGGUAAGAAGUUUUAG
Molecule: messenger RNA, 900 nt
Organism: Meyerozyma guilliermondii ATCC 6260
Lineage: Eukaryota; Fungi; Ascomycota; Pichiomycetes; Serinales; Debaryomycetaceae
Gene: PET9
Product: ADP/ATP carrier protein
Exons: 1
Coding region: 1-900 (299 amino acids)
Biological process (GO): mitochondrial ADP transmembrane transport; mitochondrial ATP transmembrane transport
Cellular component (GO): mitochondrial inner membrane
Molecular function (GO): ATP:ADP antiporter activity
Source: RefSeq, a predicted model, not a curated record